Molecule: messenger RNA, 11151 nt
Organism: Trypanosoma grayi
Lineage: Eukaryota; Euglenozoa; Kinetoplastea; Trypanosomatida; Trypanosomatidae
Product: ubiquitin-protein ligase
Exons: 1
Coding region: 1-11151 (3716 amino acids)
Cellular component (GO): cytoplasm
Molecular function (GO): ubiquitin-protein transferase activity; protein binding
Source: RefSeq, a predicted model, not a curated record
AUGGAAGAGGACUUGGGUGAUUGGGGUCUUCUCAGCAUUGCCGACAUAUUAGAUGCAGACUUGCCCCGAAAAAAUGAGGUGGCGUCGAUCACACCUAUUUCGCUCAAUGACCUUGAAAUACCUUUGCUUCCAUGUGAGCCGUCCUACGCUGCGAGGUAUGCCCUACUUCUGAUUAGGAAUUUAAAGUGUGAUGCUGAGCACCGGACUAGUAACCUAGAGGAAGUGGAUGCAUCUCGUUCUGCAAAACUCAAACGUUCGCUUGUCGCGUCAGAACUCAUUCGUGAAAAACUUUUGGGUGCCAUCGAAUCUUUUGCUUUGACCGUUCAACAGGAAACUUGUGAACCAAAUUUUCUCCAGACAAUAGUCCUUUUGGGAUCCCUUGUAUGCCCAGAUAUUUGUUCUUUUUGUGAUGCCCUCAUUGAUGGAACUGAGACAAUAGCCCUGAGAACUACCUGCUCUCCCAAUGACAUAAGCUCAUGUGUUGAUGUCAUUCAAUCGUUUAAGUCUCAGGCCAAUUUGAGUGUGCUAACAAACGAACAGCAAGCCAGGCUUUUCUGCGCCGAAUUUUCGUUGUCUUUGCGCUGUGGAAAACUCAGUGCUGUUGUGAAUUGCCUACUUCGGAGAUCAGGAACAGAAGAGCUUAAAGGGGGAUAUUCUCCUCCUCCUCUGGAACACCGCGUGAAUUUUGUAAAAUCCAAAACAGAUAGUUUUUUGACUCGUAUUUGUGAUUUACCAUUUUCUGUGCAAACAGCUCAAGUAUACUGCUUCCCUGGUGACGAAAAAUUGUUUGUGUGCAGUGGAAACCGUGGAUGUGUGUUUGAUCAAUUGGGUAUGAUGGGAACUCGUUUUAAGGCCAAAACGGAGUUUGAAGUUUCUCUAGGAAAAAAUGCGAGAGUUGUUUUCUGCAAUGAUAAGGAAAUAUUUUUGGCUCAGCGAGCGACUUCGGCUAUGGGUAGUGUUUGUUACAACUUACAAAAAUGUGAUCGUGCGUCUGGAAGGUCUCUAGCUACAUCAUUGAUUAAUUUUUGCUUUGAGGACAAUGCAGCUUCGACACGAGAGGUUGUUUUCACUAUGUGUGGUACAACGCUUACUUGCCUUGUUUGCAUUGAGUCAUCGAGGAUAUCAAAUAGCAAAUGCCAUUUGUUGCAGAGGGAUAUUGAUUCGGUGUUUUCUGCACCUCAGACUGAAUUUCUCGUAACUUGUCAGAGUACACUAAAACGAGGACCGGCCUCCUCUUGUGAGAAGAGGAAAUGCUACUACUUUACCAAGAUAAAUUCUGUAUCGGUUGGUAGAGUUACCUUGAAGGAGAGUUUUCACCCAUUUACUAUAGAGAUGUGGGUUUUCCCAUGCAAUGCAUCUGAAAAUCAGACUGUUAUCUCACUUGGUGACAAGAACGUGGAUGAAGUUUUAAUUGAAAUUGAACCCACUUCGGAGGGUGUGUUGUGGCGAGGCGGGUCUAGGACUCCGCAUCUUGGGGCAUCAUUCGUAUCGUUUGAUGUGCCUGGGAAGCUGGCUUUUUGCCAGAGAUGGUGGCAUGUUGGACUCAUAUUUAAGGGUACUUCAUGGGAACUAUGGAUUGAUGAUGCUAUUGUUGCUCAUGCACCAGCUCUAGUCUCUCCCGAGGCAAUAUCUGAUAUUGAGUGUUGUCUGGGAAAAAGUUUUGUCGGAUGUUUGGCUGAAGUUCGCAUAUGGAAUUGCUGCCGUACUCCUGCUCAGCUCUUCAGGGACAGUAGGCGAUCCCUAACUACUGUAGAGCCCACACUUACUGGGUACUAUCCACUUGAUGAAGGCGAAGGUGAUGUUAUUGCGGAUUACGCUCCAAAUGGCUGCCAUGCACUUUUGCACCAUGGACAGGCAACAUGGUCGUCUGUUGACCAUUUUCCUGUUGCUCAACCCGAUGCUUUGCGAUGCAUUGAUGACUUUGCACCAAUUGCUUGGCGUGAAGCCUCAGGUAAGCUUUUCUUGUCAAACUGUCCAGGAUAUGUUGCUAUUGCUGUACCAACUGACGGCCCUUCACUCACCAUUUGCGAGUACACAACAUAUGACCGAAGGCUCGUAUUUCAGGCAAGGUUGGAACUUCCUGCCCGCACGCCACUUAAGGGUCUAGCAUACAACGCAUUGCGUCAUUCUUUGGUGUGCUUUGCUUCUACCGUUGAGCAACCCAAACGACUACUGAUUUGGGAACUACACCAGCAGCACUACUUCCCUUUUCUAAGGAAAGAUUCUUACGAAAGUGUGUGGGAGUGUGAGAGAGAUUUGAUGACACAAUGUGCAGCUUAUGCUAGGCGUCUUGUGGGUGCGGAGCGCUGUUUAGUAGACCAGCUCUCGUGGUCUGUGCAGGUUCCGAGGCUUGUUGUUGAUACAACAGAGGGACUUUUGACAAAUCUGCUACGACUUAUCCACAAGGUAUUGUUUGACCAAAAAAAUCACGUCUAUGCCGGAGAAUUAUGUGCUCUGUUGCAUGCCAAUUUGUUGUGCCGGGCUGAAAAUCAACACGAGGGAUUACGAAAAGAAAUUGGCGAUGCGCUUCCAGAUGCGCAGAGUCUUAUCAAAGCUGCACAGGAGUGCAGUGAGACACCAAACGCACGGUCAGAACUAUUGCGCCUCUCCUUCCAAGAAACGUUUUUUAGCACUGGCCUUCUCUCCAUGACUUGCCGCUGCUUACUCUCCGAAAAAAGUCGUCUUGCCUUCAUCAAAAAUCAAGCGGGUCGAGGAAGAUUUACCGAAAAAGAAGAUUUGCUGUUUCGUUGCCUCCUUGAGUACUAUGAGUCAUUGCAAGCUUCGAGUUUGCUAAUAUCUAACGUGGAGAGUGCUCAGCUUUUCUGCAAUUCCCUGAUGGCGGAGGAAGUGUUUCAGAUGGACCGAUGGCUAACGGGUCACAAUAAGGCUUUAGAGGCUGUGAAACGGACAAGUCACUGUCUCGAGGUGUUUCAAGAAAUUCUUCUGGCUAAAGCUGUAGAGAAGCCUCAGGGGGAAUGUAGCAACUUUGCAACUUUAUAUGCGAAGCUGCUUCUGCGAACGUGUGAAAAAAUCAUGGAAAUUUCCUCCAAAAUGAUUCGAAAGAAACCGGAAAUUUAUCACGCUGGGCUUAUUGUAUGCAUAGAACAAAGUGCAGUUGGUGCUCUAUUGCCCUCAUUCACUGUUGCUCUUCCUUUACUGCCUACGAGUGUGCAGGCGAGUUGCGUGCCUUCCCUGAAAGGGUGCCGUGAAGCGUUGUUCUCACUCACAGAUGCACUUCCUCGAAACGAGCGUCUACCAUAUGAGCUUGGUGUAGCACUUACAUCAGCUUUGUGUCGUAUUGGUUGUUCACUACUUUUCUCUGCAGAUAUGAUGACAUCACGCGUGGAACCAAAAUACUUGCACUUGCUUUGGGGGGGCGUCCGCAAGUCAGGAUCAGAGCGGGACGCUAUCAUAAAGAACUUGCAGCAUGGGGUUGGGUGUAUCUCAAGGGUAGUGGAUGAGCUUCAUCGCGAGGAUCCAGGAGCACUGCUUGUCAUUCGGGAUGAUCGCUUGAUGAAACUGGAGCGUCUUCUUAUGGCAGCAUUUUGCGCGCUUUUAAUUCCUACGGAGUCUUUGAGAGAAGCAACGAAACAAAUCUUGGCCCCAAUGUUUCGGUACGUUCACAAUAUGCGGGCUUUGAUUCUCUCAAAGCGACAAGAGAGCCGAGAAUCACUUGAUAUUUUGGAGCAGCGGGCCUUGGUUUUGGCUCGUUUCGAGCCCAUCUGCAAGGGGAAGCCAGACGUUUCUCCUCGUAACAAACCAUUUUCGAAAGACGCAAAUCCACAGCGAAAAUGGAAACGUUUUUUCCAAAGUUGGAAGGCACUACGGGUUUUGAAGACAAAACUACCUCAACAACGAGAGAUGGAAGCUGAUGACACAGGUGCUGUCAUUGUACAAUUUCUCCAAGAUGAAAAUAUGGAUCGUGACAGUGUUGACCGUCUUGUUAUGCAGCAGACGCAGAGAGCUCACUAUCGUUUGUCUGGAAUGCUGCUGCUGCGACAGCUAAUUGAAGAGGCAAGAGUAAGCAGUACUCUCGCAGGUGUUGUUCUUCCUGUCGUAGCAAAAGCAUUUACCGGAUGGCAUUACGCAGACAAUGUGCAGUGUUGCUCAAAAGAAGAUUUUCUUCGACUUCAUGGUGCUUUCUUUCAGCUGCUGGAGCAUGUAGUGGUUAACGUUAAAAGCGGUGAGCAUAGCUUCUGGGCUGAUGUUUUGUUAGCGCUAUUGACGUCAGAACUUCGAGUGAUUGACUUUCGGCGAAUGAGAAAGGAUGUAGCUGUGACGCUUGGUUUCUUAUGGAGUUUUGAAAAUCGAAAAAUUAAUUGGAUACCGCGAGUAAAUGGAUGCGUACCGGAAAGUUUACGCAACACAGUACUCUCUGGAAGUGGGGCUGCUCCAGCUCUGGUAAUUGGUCGCUCGGGCCGUACAAUGAAGGGCUUAGGUGGAAGAGGAACUUGUGUAGUUUCCUGUGAGUGGUCUUUGACGCACAAGAAUGUUUCCUACUACUUUGAAGUACUCAUCGUGGACUUGUACCCUGGAGGUAGCUGUUGUGUUGGCGUUGGUCCUUCCGAUUAUAGUGUUUCACGUUUACCUGGAUGGGACAGUGAGUCAUAUGCAUUGCAGGGUGAAGAAGGCACCCUUUAUGAGGGCAAUACGCUUGGUCGACCAAUUGGCUGCACAUUUAGCAUUGGAGAUGUUAUGGGUUGUGGAUGGAACACAGAGACAAAGGAGAUUUACUGGACCAAAAAUGGGAAGGAUAUUGUAGCCUCAGUGCAGGUUCCACAACAAAGUCUAUAUCCAUUGAUUGGGUUGUGUGGGAAGGUGCUUGUGAAGGUUAACUUUGGCGCAGAUAGAUUUAUAUUCGAUAAGUUGCCAGGACCCAAAUCAUUGAAGCAGAAUUUGCCGGAAAAUGCGUGGGACGUUUUUCGUAUUUUUUCUCUUCGAGCGGCUCUUAGCGUCGUUGAAUCAUCCUGUGACUCAAGAACAAAGCAUACUGAGUCACUUGAGGGACUGCGGACUGUCCUUGAGCAGUGUCUCGAGUGUCUCUGUGCAGAGAUUACGCGCACCCUUCUUCUUCCUAUGUCCGAAGUGUAUGUGAUAUCACUCUGCGCCCAUUUAACAACUCUGGGAAAGACACUUGUGUCUGUGCCAGACGGCAUACUGGCAUCCUGUGUGCAGCACGUAGCUAUUGUUUUGCAGCAAGGAACCCAUCAUGCUCUCCAGAGUUCGAUAUGUUCUUCAAAGCUACGUUGUUCACUCAUCACGGCGUGGUCUGCCUUUAUGAAUCUGACCGUUCCACGUGCUGUCACAGAGGAUAGACAGUUGCCCAGCUUCCUUGACACGUUGCUGGCGCUGGGGCGUGAACUCGAGUGGGCUGUAUUACAACGACCAGUGACUUCGGACUCCGAAACUUGUACAGUUUUUGAAGCCUGGACAGCCCUUGCCCUUUUGCAGCAUAUGAAUUGCGAAAAUCCAACACAUCGUUGGAGGGAGGAGCUACAUGCUUGGAUCAUGCAAAGCCUGGAUGGAUUUCAGGAUAGAGCCAGCACAUCCUUGGCGCUUCGAAUUUUAUUCGGCGGCCCUCGACUUGCCGUGCCUGGAGAUCGUGUAAUAGUGCAAAAAUCCAAGCAUACAAAAACGACAGCCACCUUGGUUGACUACUCACUUGAUGAUGAAACAUGUGACAUCAUUGAGAACCAAGAGAAACGACAAACUGUCUCUUUACGUCAAACAGAGAUCACUGUAGGAGAUGAAAUACUGACUUUCCCUCAGACAGAUAACAAGUUCCACGAAAUGCAGAUGGGCCAGGUCCUCAAACUAGCGCAACGGCUAUUGGGGGAAAAUGGUGCGGAUGCUGGAAUUGUGGGAGCCGCUUUUCAGUCCAGAGUCCUCGCUAUUGUCUGGCGAUGUGUGCGGAAGGGAUGCCUUGUCGUACCAAGUGAGUAUUUUCCUUUCCUGGCUAAACUUUGUGAUAGUGUUGAGUGUACCUCCGACGAACAUCAGGUGCUAGUACGGGAGAAGCUGGUUAUUGAAUACUGCCUUCUUGGGAAAUUGUUGGACAAUAGUGGAUGUGCUACCGUUACCGAGCCAAUGGGGGGCCGCAAUAUUGACGGCAGGGAGACACGGACACGACUGGCACAGGAACUUUCUAUGCGAGGUUACAACAUUGACCUCUGUUUCCUUGCUUUAGAUGAGACGAACAAUGAUUUCCAGGCGGCGCUUCAGCUUUUGGCUGAUCACCAUGGGGAUUUUAUGUCGACGCAACGCCGUACAGUUUCAUCAUCCAGCGAAGAAGAAGACAUUAGCAGUGAAGAUGGCGAGAUUGAUGCUGCUGAAUACGACCUUCACGUUUUGUUUCCCGCUGAAAGCGAUGAUGGGAUAGAAGAGGAAAUUUCUAUGGAUCACUGCGAUCCACUUAACGAUGGUAUUCGCUUUCUCGGUGGUUACGUAUGUGUUACUUGUAUGCGGCCUCUAGGGCGUACUUUUAGCAUUGAUAUGCAAGUGUAUCUUUUCGACGUUACGGUAACACAGGUUGUGUUUCACCAAAAUUCGAAUAUGGAAGGGUGGCAGCUUGUGGCUCGUGUUCAGGGUUCCACACUCCAUUGCGGUUGGGUAAAGGUGGGUGAUGAUACCACACCAUCGCUUUGCAAGGCCCCCAUAGAGUACGCGGAUACUUUGCGCUGGAUCCAGUUUACAGUUGUACAGAAUUCAUCUACAUUCUCCCUUUAUAAGGGUGGUGUUCUCCAAUCAGAGAUGAGGUUUCCUUACAUGGGUGGAUUGUUCGACGAUGCGUUGUGCAUUGGGGGGCGCGCAGAGAGUGAGGAUACACGCCUAAGUGGAGGUGUAAAGGACGUCCGUUUUUUUAACGUUGCAUUAUCACGGGAAGAAGUAAGUCGCCUGAAGACCCUGCAGGUUUCAGAUUCCCUUCAAAGACAACCCCUCGUACUAGAAUGUACCAGUGAUAUCAUAAGGGUUGUUUCGACAGGUGUAGAUUAUGCUGCCAGCGUCACAGUUGUGGGCGCUGUAACUUGGUUUGAGCAGCCGGGUGGAGAUGGGCGAAGUAACGACGUGUGCCAACAAGAAAUCGACUUUACUACUCAAAAUGACGAGGAUGGCAUCUUCACUAUUGACGCUGUGAAUGAGGCAAACAACUUUUCUACCAUUUGGCGAAGACGGAAAGAUCAACGGAGGGAGCAGCUCUUGUCCGCUGUACCAAAAAUUGACAAGCAGCUUGCAGGUUAUUAUGCCGUAGCCAUACUGACAGAAAUGGCACGCCUAACAUCUGACCCUGGUGUAUGCCUCACGCGGGAUCAGGUUCAUAGGAUGGUGCGAUUUGCUGUAAGUUCUCAGGAUACUGACCUAUUGCAGUCACUUACUGUCACGCUGCAGCAUGUGGCAAGGAGUGAAGAUGCUAAUUUCGUUAACUAUGCUGUUGAAGAAUUGGUGGAUUUGGUACAGCGUGAACAAAAAAUGCUCGUCUUUGAGUCGUCACACCCAUUCAAGUCUACAUCUGAAACUGCUCAUGAGGUGUACGUCCCUGGUAGGCGUUCGUAUGAGCUUCACUUCGACACUCGGUGCUCUUCAAGCAGCAUGCUCGUCACAUUCUAUACUGAUCAUACACUCUCUAGCGUCAUCACACAGGCCCCUGGUUACGCGCUGAAUUCUCUCUCCAUUCACGCCCCACGCUUCUUUUUUGAUGUACGCAUGGACACCUCCACUCCUCAGUGGGGCUACAAGGUCGUUGUUUUGUAUGACUCCUCGGUGCCUCGGUUUGCAGCCAGGCUCCUCCGCUCCACGCUCUCUGCAGUCAUUGUGCGAGGAUUGUCAAGAGUUGAGUUUAUCAAAUCAAGCGCAUGCUUGGAAGGUAUGGCAAAUGCGAUCAGGGUCAAUGUUGGUGCUACUCGUCGUCUUGUGCUUUCAUGUCUGACAGACCUUUUCCUCCACGCGUCAGAUUACACUCACUCAGUGCCGCAAGUGGCUCGCAUGCACGACCUCCGGCGCAUGUCAGAGCGUCUUUCCCGACGAUCAGUAGGAUCAGAACAUUUACAAUGUCGUUUUGUGCAGAUUGUUUCAGAAUUUUAUGUUGCCCUCAAGGAUGCAGAGCAUUGCUGGCGUGCGAUAGGGGACGAAGGAGCAAAGAUUCGUGAUGGGAAGUACGAUGCUGCAGAUGACACCGAUUGCUUUCUUCGGAAGAGACUUGAGCAACGCAACCUUUACAAGCGCCGAGAAGGAUUACGCGUUACAGUUGAAAAGGUUCUUCAUCCAGAUAGUCUUCGCAUUGGUGUUAACCCAAACAAGACGAUAUUGGCAUGGAGCGAGCGUUCCGGUAGUUCUGUCAUUGCAGACGUUCCACUAGGUUCCGGGAAGUGGUAUUUUGAGGUGCGCAUGAUGGCAACUGGAGAUGCUUUUAUUGGUGUUCUUCCCUCACGCCUGCGACACCACACGGACACACCUACUCUGGAGGCUUUUGUGGCGUUCAAUGGAAAGACAGGUACCUACCGCGGGUUAAAGGACGUUACGGUGGCACCACGUCGCAUUUGGAAGGCCAAGGACUACGUUGGUGUGGUGAUGGAUGGUGCCCAGAAGACUUGCACCUUCUUUGUGAAUGGAUACGAUACUGGUCUAUUCUUCUUUUUUGGGGCAAACGAGGCAGAGGCCGUUUCCGCGGCCGGUGCCGAUCUGCAGGACGAGCAGGAAGUGUCAUACCACCCAUUUUUUGUCCUGGAAGAGGAGGAGGGCAUCACCAUUAACUUUGGCGGGGCACACUUUGAGUAUGAAGCCCCGCGUGACUGUUUCCCACUCGAUCCAGCGAAUCUCGCGUUGGGGACGGUGAUUCCGUACAAUCAGCUACGCGCUUUUCAUGACCUCGCUACAUACAUUGUGUCAGCCGGCCGCAAUACACUACCUCCUUUUUUUCACGAGGAAGCGAACCCUUUCGAUGGUUCGACGGAACGUUUUGGCCCUCCGCACGUCUCCCUACAUUCUACUACAGGAGUGCAAGUGAACUUGCUGCUUGUGAGAAACACAGGGACCCGUUUUUCGACAGUAAGGGCAAACUGCCGUGUUUCAGGCGGAAAAUGGUACUACGAGGUUACGUUGCGUUCUCAAGGGCUCAUUCAGAUUGGGUGGUCUUCGUCUGCCGAGCCACAGACCGCAAGUGUUGGGGACACACCCACCUCGUGGUCAGUAGAUCUCUUUCGGCGAGUAAAAUGGCAUGAUGGAAAGUCUGAGCUUCUCACAGCCUCACGCCGGUGGGUAGUGGGGGAUGUCAUUGGGUGCGCCCUGGAUCUUGUGGAGAAGAAAAUGAUGUUUACAUGCAACGGCCGCGUUCUGUGCGAUACCACGUUAAGCGACACUACCUUUGCUAACAUACCUGCUUCGAUUAUGUAUGAGCCCGCUGUUUCUCUGCGAGCUGGGAACGAGGUGCUAUUCAACUUUGGUUCAUCUAGUUUCAAGUACAAACCCGAGGGCUUUUGUGCCCUGGGUGUACCCGAUUCAUGGAAUGAGCGGAUGGAUGCAUUUUACUCGACUUUGCGACCAUCAACGACACUAUUACGGUUGCGAGCCUUGAAGGAAAUGUGGCUUUCAGCCGAUCGGCUUGAGCUGAACGAUACCCUGAAGCUUUAUCAUGCCGUUGUCGAUGCUGUGCAAGGAUACUGUAGCCAACACAGCAAGAGUUUUGCACAGGUGACGGAGGAUGUUUGCGCAGAGAUUUUUUGUGACACACCUAUUUCUCUCCAGGAAGCGUGGGAGGGGUAUAGAGUAUUAGUGGCAUUUUCUCGUGUUGCUCAGACUGUUAUUCCUUUUCUUCACAUCGACACAAGGCACCCUAACGUGUCGACGAAGCUCUUUCUGGCGUGCCGUAGCCUGUUGUUCUCAUCACUUCGAAAUGAGAUGGUUGAUGACAUUUUACGUGAGACUAAUGUACGUGCCGAGCACUUUCGAGUAUCAAUAAAUCGAAUAAAGGCUCGCACAAACAAAAGCUCGUGGAUGUCAUCAGUGUUUGGCCAGACUUUUUCGCUUGUGGCAGAUCAGCACCCGCGCAUAUUCCGCACUAACAGAAGGUUCUGGAGCGUUGUGCUCCUUGGUGAAGGCUCGGAAGACGUGGGUGGGCCUUUCCGAGAACACAUUGGUGAAAUAUGUCGUGAACUCAUGAGCACAUCACUGCCUCUAUUUGUUCCAACAGCGAACAAUGUUCACAACACAGGUUUGUACCGCGACGCCUUUGUUCCUGCUGCAUCUGCGACAAGUACGGAGGAGCUUUCGGCCUUCACAUUUGUUGGUCAGUUGAUGGGUGGUGCUUUGCGAAGCAAUGAGCCGCUUAGUUUUUUCUUUCCGCCCCUGCUGUGGAAGUUGCUUUGCUUCUACCCUGUCACCGAGUCAGAUCUCGAUGAAGUGGAUCGCAUUUGCCUGCAGUGUAUCCGGGAGUUCCGUAACUUGAAGAGCCACGUUACCUCCAGUGAUAUGUUUAAUGAAGUGUUUGACUCUGAGACAUUCACGACGCAUCUCAGCGACGGAUCGGUAAAAGAGCUCAUACCUGGUGGGUCUUCCACGCGGGUAACAUUUGAACGUUGCGAAGAAUAUGCCAAUGCCUUAUCAGCCGCGCGGCUUGCUGAGUUUACGCAACAGCUUGAUAAGAUACGCGAAGGCUUGCUCAGCGUGGUACCAGAGACUGUACUUUGCUUGCUGACGCCGAGUGAACUGGAGUUACGUGUCUGUGGCAAGCCGGACUACUCUGUGGAGGAGCUGCGCGAAGGGGCUGUGUACGAAGGCCUUACAAGCGACGACAGACGGGUGCAGUUUUUGUGGCGGGCACUGGAGGAGGGGACCACACUUCAGCGUCGGUUGUUUCUGCGGUUUGUUUCGGGAAGAGAUCGGCUGCCCGUCAAGCUACGUGUUCUUCCACUGUCUACACCGGGUGAUGCAGAUAGUGUACUGCCCCGCGCAGCCACAUGCUUCUUCGCCGUGGAGCUCCCUGACUACUCCUCUGUCGAAGUGAUGAAGGCAAAACUGUACUAUAGUAUCGAGAAUUGCGCUGACAUUGAUACUGAUUUCAACCCACGUGAGGUGGACGAAAGCGAAGCCCCACAGCUUAUGGUAGGAAUGGAGGACACACGACAGGAGGAGAUGGACUCUGCCACAAUGAGUGAUUGA